AUGUCCAAAUCAUCUCUGAUCCACUACACCACCGUGACCCGUGAUAUCGACGCGCCCAUCGGCGAAGUCUGGGGCCUUGUGGCGGGCUUUGGCGCCGAAAAGGCAUGGUACCCAGGAGCCAAGUCCGUAUCUCUCGAAGGAUUCGGACUGGGCAGCAUACGCACCUUCAACUAUGUCUAUCCUGCCGGCAAAAACAAGGGUCAGGAAUACACCUUUUCUGAGGAGCUUACGGCGUGCGAUGCCUCCAAGCACUCCAUGACUUUCCGAGUCCGAAGACCUGAUUAUCCUGACAUGGUCGCCUUUGGAACAACUGCCUUGGACUCUCUCGGUCCCAACAAGACUCGCUUCCGCUGGAUUGCUGAGGGCUCCCCCCUGCCGGAUGAUUACAUGGCGGUUUUGCGCGCAGAUCUCGAUGAAAGAUUCGAUGGCCUCAUUGUCGCCAUGACCGAACAACUGGCAUAG
This is a messenger RNA of Penicillium nucicola, 462 nucleotides long. RefSeq names its product SRPBCC family protein. The record is from RefSeq and is a predicted model, not a curated record. The coding region runs from base 1 to 462 and encodes 153 amino acids. The transcript has a single exon. NCBI's taxonomy places the organism in Eukaryota, Fungi, Ascomycota, Eurotiomycetes, Eurotiales, Aspergillaceae.